Monomorium pharaonis (pharaoh ant) is the source of this 4810-nucleotide messenger RNA. RefSeq names its product calcium-transporting ATPase type 2C member 1 (gene SPoCk). Gene Ontology annotation, cellular component: plasma membrane; endoplasmic reticulum; Golgi membrane. The transcript is spliced from 15 exons. Bases 642 to 3341 code for a protein of 899 amino acids. Lineage: Eukaryota; Metazoa; Arthropoda; Insecta; Hymenoptera; Formicidae. The record is from RefSeq and is a predicted model, not a curated record. Gene Ontology annotation, biological process: manganese ion transport; calcium ion transmembrane transport; intracellular calcium ion homeostasis. Gene Ontology annotation, molecular function: ATP binding; ATP hydrolysis activity; P-type calcium transporter activity.
CAAUACUGGCAGUGAAUAUCGGAACGCAGCCUAGGCAGUACGCAGUAUAGGCUCUAGCGUAGGGCGCAAAAUUUGAAGGGGGCGCAAAAUUUAGAGGGUGCUAUGCAGCGAUGGCAGUUCACGCCAGCAGGGCUGCACGAACGAUGGAAGAUCUGUUGUAUCUCUCCUUUUCUGGGUAACGCUAAAAGCAGAAAAUUUUUAGUUUUUUGUCUUUUCAACUUUGCAUUGGGGUGCACGAUCGAUUUCCAGCGUAGGGGCGUCUAAGUCAGUCGUAACGACCCCGAAAAGAAAAAAAAAUGCGGGAGAAGGAAAGGAGAGACCGGCAUUGACAUCACGAUCGCGAAACGCGAACUCGAUUGACAGCAAUGACAGCAACAGUAUUCGCCGUUGCCUGAUCAGGCCUGAUGGCGCCAAUCCGCCCGAUCUGGUGGCGUGGUGCGUCUCUCACGUUUACGUAGCCAGAUCGUUCGAGAGCACUUCUCUGUUUAUUUAAAUAUACUGCCUCUUCGUUGACCUGUUUUUGUGAUAUCCACCCGCGUCCCCGAUCAUGUCCUUGACUCGCCGCUGUCAAUAUUUGUUCGGAAAUGUAUUGACAGAUUGAUCAUCGUUGUCACUGCGAGGGUAAAGAACAGGAUUCCGAGAUGUGGUUGACAACCGCUGAAUCAGCUAGUCUUGGUGCAGAAGAGGUAGCAGCUAGAUUACAUGUCGAUGUACGAACGGGACUCAGGUGGCAAGAGGCUGACCAUAGAAGACAAUUAACGGGUUUUAAUGAAUUCACUGUAAAGGAGGAAGAUCCACCAUGGAAGAAAUAUAUCGAACAAUUUAAGAAUCCAUUGAUUCUCCUCCUACUUGCCUCUGCAUUUGUUAGUAUAUGCAUGAAGCAAUUCGACGAUGCUGUCAGUAUUACUGUGGCUAUCAUAAUAGUGGUGACAGUUGCAUUUGUACAAGAAUACCGAUCAGAGAAAUCUUUAGAAGAAUUGAAUAAAUUGGUACCACCAAUAUGCCAUUGCUUGAGAGAGAGCCGUGUAGAAACAUUUCUCGCGCGUAAUUUAGUUCCUGGUGAUAUAGUGUAUUUAAAUAUUGGAGACAGAGUACCUGCUGAUAUCAGAAUAUUUGAAGCUAUAGAUCUGGCGAUUGACGAGAGUAGCUUUACUGGAGAGACUGAACCAGCGCAAAAGUCGACAGCCCCUUUGCUUAAAACUAAUGGGUUGACGUCAAAGAGAAAUAUCGCCUUUAUGGGCACUUUAGUGCGCUGUGGGAACGGCAAGGGAAUUGUAGUGAAUACGGGAGAAAAGAGUGAAUUUGGGGAGGUUUUCUCGAUGAUGCAGGCUGAGGAGGCACCAAAGACUCCACUACAGCGAAGCAUGGACAUUUUAGGUACUCAGCUGUCCUUCUAUUCCUUCUGCAUUAUUGGUAUUAUCAUGCUACUGGGCUGGAUCCAAGGUAAGGCUAUCCUUGAGAUGUUUACCAUUGGUGUAAGCUUGGCAGUAGCAGCUAUACCGGAAGGCCUACCUAUUGUUGUGACUGUAACAUUGGCGUUGGGGGUGAUGAGAAUGGUUAAGAGAAAAGCUAUUGUGAAGAAAUUACCAACCGUUGAGACUCUCGGCUGUGUAAAUGUGAUAUGUUCUGAUAAAACUGGUACGAUCACGAAGAAUGAGAUGACUGCUACGAUUCUCGUUACGUCGGAGGGUUACAUUGCAGAUGUUACUGGAGCAGGAUAUAACGACGUGGGAGAAGUACAUAUACGGAAGUGUGACAAUCCUGAUCUCGCACACUCCGCUAUCAGUAAUAUGUUGGAAGUAGGUUGCGUGUGUAAUAACGCUAUCAUACAGAAUGACAUUCUGUUGGGACAACCAACGGAAGGCGCUCUGAUAGCAGUGGCAAUGAAAUUUGGAAUGUACGGUGUCCCUGAUAGAUAUCUACGAUUGCAAGAAUAUCCAUUUUCUUCCGAGCAAAAGAUGAUGGCUGUGAAAUGUACGCCCAAGUUUGGCGAGAACAAAAAAGAAAUAUACUUUGUGAAAGGUGCUAUGGAGAAAAUCUUGCCGCAAUGUACAAAAUAUUACGAGAACGGUCAAGUGUAUCCCCUUAGUCAGAAGAAAGAUCAGGAAUUCUUAACAGAAGCGUAUGAUAUUGGUCAACAAGGAUUGAGAGUAAUUGGGCUGGCACGCGGCUCUUCAUUACAAGAUCUAAUUUACGUCGGUCUGGUUGGUAUCUGUGACCCACCAAGACCAUACGUGCGUGAAUCUAUUAGCAUUUUGAUAAACAGUGGUGUUAAAGUGAAGAUGGUAACUGGUGAUGCUAAGGAAACUGCAGCUGCGAUAGCUAGUAUGAUUGGUUUGGACACGCUUCAUAAUCGUUUACUAUCAGGAGAUGAGAUUGAUAUGAUGUCUGAGCAUCAGUUGGAACAGUGUAUUAAUAGUGUUAGUGUAUUUUACCGAGUAACACCAAAACACAAACUAUGUAUCGUAAAAGCUUUACAAAGGAACGGCAAUAUAGUUGGUAUGACAGGUGAUGGUGUAAACGAUGGAGUUGCGUUAAAAAAGGCUGAUAUAGGCAUUGCUAUGGGUAAAAACGGUACUGAUGUAUGCAAGGAGGCAGCCGAUAUGAUUUUGGUCGAUGACGAUUUUGGAACUAUUAUCGCGGCGAUCGAAGAGGGAAAGGGAAUCUUUCACAAUAUUCGCAAUUUUGUCAGAUUCCAAUUGAGUACCAGCAUAGCUGCGCUUUCUCUAAUCGCUCUUGCAACAUUGAUGAGUAUUCCGAAUCCUUUGAAUGCUAUGCAAAUAUUGUGGAUCAACAUCAUUAUGGAUGGGCCACCUGCUCAAAGUCUUGGAGUAGAACCGGUUGAUAAGGACGUUCUCAAACAAAAGCCACGAAAUACAAAGGAGCCAAUGAUUACGCGUCAUCUUAUAAUUAAUGUCUUAUUAUCUGCUAGCAUCAUUAUUCUUGGCACUUUAUGGGUGUAUAACAGAGAGAUGGUUAAUGGGAAUACUGCGAGAGAUACUACCAUGACAUUUACUUGCUUUGUAUUCUUCGACAUGUUCAAUGCUCUUAGUUGUAGGUCACAGACGAAAUCCAUAUUCACAAUCGGUCUGUGGAGUAAUAAAAUGUUCCUGGUAGCCGUAACGCUUUCUGUCAUCGGUCAAAUGUUCGUGAUCUACUUCCCUCCGUUGCAGAGAAUAUUUCAGACUGAAGCACUCACGGCAAAAGAUCUUCUAUUCCUGGCGGCGUUGACAUCGAGCGUCUUCGUCAUCAGUGAGGUAAAAAAAUUUAUCGAAAGGCAAUUGCAAAGACGUCGCGUCAAUGGCCAGUAUUAUAACAAGUUCGAAAUGGACUUUGUAUGACAGUUACAGUCUGCCGGCGAGAGCAAGGCGGACAAAGAUCAUAAUGAAUAAACGUAUCAAAUAUCGCUCGACGUCAAUAUGCAGUCGAUCGCGUUCAUUUAUAAUAAACACAUUACGUCUCACUAACUCACAUCUACUCGAUUGUGCUUGCGCGUUCGUAACUUCGUCACUUGUGCACCUCUAUUACAAAAUAGAAUAAUAUUCUUUCGACGACAAUUCUAGUGUAUCGAUUGCGCAGUGAUUGCAGUUUUUUUUACCAUUUAUAAACUGUCGAUUCUAUUUUUUCCAGCACAUUGUGCACGUAGAAAAAAAAACCGAAGGAAAACAUUUUGAUGUAGUAAGUUAUAUAGACUGUAUACUAUUAAACUAUAUUUCAUUAUUGUCCUUACAAUAAGACUAUAAAUCACCGUUUCAUAGAUGGUAGCAGUGCUACUGCACAUUCCAUGCACGUUUGAUAGACCAAUGACUUUUAAUAAUAUAUUCUACCUGUAAUAUAGUCUUAGAGACUGCAGUCCAAAGCAAUGUUUGCACUGAAUCAUCGUAAACAUUCUAUCUUACACCUUUUUCUAAAUAUUGUAACAGUUUUUAAGUCUCGUUCGACAAGUAUCAAUUUCACUAUCGUUCAUUCAUUGUCAGUCAACUCACGCUAGAGGAAGCGAAUCAUGCAGCAUUUUACCGAGUAAGAACCAUACAGAGAUAAACAUAUUGUAAUUACAACCAGUCACAAAUCGAUUGCAUUUAAGAAUACAGUUGUAAUAGGAUAAAUAAAUGAUCUUAUAAUGUUUCUUUUUAAUUUCACAAUUACGAAUGUACCCUUUUGUUGGCAGGAUAAUAUGUAACUUACACCAACGACAGAUGUUGCUGUUUUUUUGAAUAGUAUAAUGAUUUAUAUUCGAAUAAUAUAGUUCAAUUGUGUCAUUGAAAAGGUAUAUCCGUGUGUUGCAUAGAUAUAUUCGAAUUAUGUUUCAUGAGUAUAUUUAAUGAAUUAAUCAUAACAUGUUUGCAUAUGUUACGUUGUAUGUAUUAUAGAUAUUUUAUAUUCAAUUUUCUAAGAAUUUAAACAAAAUGAUUAAUGAAUCCCUUCAAGAACACUAAAUGUUUUAUAUUGGUACAAUUCCGGUCCACCAUAGCCGUAUAGCAGCUUUCCUUUGCCAUUUUCAUCGUAAUAAGGAUAGCGAUACUUUGGCCUACAAAGUAAAGAUGAAACUUACUUGACGCUUUUAAAUCAAGAUUUUCUUAGGAAAGUUGCUGCAUUAUAACAAUCGAAUUGUAGAGAUAUUUAUAUUACAAUAAAUAAUUUUUGUUUAUUUUUUGAUUCUACAAGUAAAUAUUGAGAUAGAUAUUUGUUUCACUUGCCGUUCAAAAUACUGAAAGUUAGGUGCUUGAGGUUCCGCGAGUACAGCUAUACUUUCAUCAAUUCGAACGAGGAAAAGGAUAGCGAAAGUUGUCAAUGUGAUCAUAGUCCGCCA